Molecule: messenger RNA, 564 nt
Organism: Caenorhabditis briggsae
Lineage: Eukaryota; Metazoa; Nematoda; Chromadorea; Rhabditida; Rhabditidae
Exons: 5
Coding region: 1-564 (187 amino acids)
Cellular component (GO): focal adhesion
Molecular function (GO): actin filament binding
Source: RefSeq, a predicted model, not a curated record
AUGAGCAAAAAAUGUGCUCGUGAGGACUGUGGGAAGACAGUCUAUCCAAUUGAAGAACUGAAAUGUUUGGAUAAAGUCUGGCAUAAAGGAUGCUUCAAAUGUACGGUGUGUGGAAUGACACUUUCAAUGAAAAACUACAAGGGAUAUGAUAAGAAACCUUAUUGUGACCCACACUAUCCAAAAACUGUCGCUUCUGUGGUAGCGGAUACUCCGGAAAUGAGAAGAAUCGCUGAAAAUACCAAGAAUCAGAGUAAUAUCAAAUACCACGCCGAGUACGAAAAAAUGAAGGGGACCAAGAUCGAAAUCGCCGAUGAUCCGGAACUUGAAAGACUGAAGAAAAAUACUCAGGUCCAAUCCAAUGUUUCCUAUCACGGAGUUCUUGGCCAAAAAGCUCGUCAAGAAGAGAGUCGUCCAAAGGAGGAAAUCUCGCCAAACCCAACACCAAGUGUUGUUGAACAACCCAUUCAAUCCACUCCAACUCCUCCAGUAAAUGACCAAAAGCCGAAAGCUGUCCAAUCGAAUUUCAAGAAAGGACCGGCAUCUGCCAAAACUGUGAAAGCCUAA